Mesorhabditis belari is the source of this 1029-nucleotide messenger RNA. NCBI's taxonomy places the organism in Eukaryota, Metazoa, Nematoda, Chromadorea, Rhabditida, Rhabditidae. The record is from the annotation of a GenBank genome assembly.
AUGGGAGCCAAGGCGCCGCCACUUCGACAAAAGCACCUUCCGCUGGAAAACUACGAUAUGCAAAGGAAAACGAUUAAGAAGACGAGAAGUGAUGGUUGCUUCGAGCGUUUACCCUACGCUUCAUUAAUGGCUACGAUUUUGUGUAUAGUAGGCGUCAUUCUCUUCUCGAUCAUGAUGAAAUGGGGUUUCCAUGCGCUUUUCGAGCAAAUUCAACGCGUCUUUCGGGCGGAUAAAUGGAAUUGGUUGGAUAAGGUUCAAAUCUUCUUUGUCAUCACAGCUGUUGUCAUGUCGCUGUUCACGUUUUUCUUUGUGGUUGCUGGCUUUUUCUCCACUGGGGCAACGAGGGAAAAGUUGUUUAGAGAUGCAAAGUCUCGUCAAGGUGGCCGGUGUACUUGUGUGGCGAUCAUUUGUCUCUGCUACGUGCUGCUCGGCUUUUGGUUUCUCGCUUUUGGCGUCACCUCGGCGAUCGUCGUCAUCUAUCAUAUCUUUGAUUCCCUGUGCUCGUCCCUUCAGGAUUACACCGAAAUGGAGUGCCUCGAUUUCUCCGUUUUUCGGCCGCUCUUCGACUCGUACAAUGGAGCGUCCCUGAAAAUCUGCGGCGGCGACGUGCAACAGUUCUGCGCGUUGAGUCAGACGGCUUACUGCUGGUUUUGGGUAGGCUGGGCCGGUGCCGUGCUUGUUAUCUACGGCCUUGUGCAAUUCAUCGCCGCCAAUGCUGCCAAUUAUUCCCAUAUUGGCAAUGCCUGGAAAUAUGUCGAGUUGCACGAGUGUCUCUCCGAGGCGAUUCCCCCGCCUGUUCCUCAAUCGAAAAUGCCUCCACCCCCGCCUUUCUACAAUGCGCCCACAAAUAGCACAUCUACGAGAUCUAGGGAUAAAUAUGCCCAAGAUCCGAAAAACAGCCGCCGAGCUAGGAAGGGGAGUACUGAAGAUCGUUACGGUUCUCACAUGUCAUCUUCCUCUACACAUUUGGCGGUGAAUCACUCGGAUACGAUGAGUCAAUACCCGUAUCGGGGGCGACAAAAGCACUAC